AUGGCUUUCAGUAUUCGGCAGAAGAGGGUGCGAAGAAUCUCCGGAGACCCAGUCCAUGGGGUUGUGGUGCAAGGCCCUGUGGAUGGUCUGGCUACUGGCACCCCACUCUAUAGUGUGGCGGUGCAAGGACUACUUGUAGACCAAGGGGUUGGAGGUGGAAGAUAUAAGUUGUGGUGGAAGGGGGAUGAUGGUACGGGAGGAGUUGGUGUGAUGGUAAGAGAAGAGUUGGUGGAGAAGGUGUUGGAAGUGAGGCGGAGAAGCAAUGGUGUAAUUGUGGUGGUGAUGGUGUUUGGAAAAGUAAUAGUGAGGGUGAUAUCAGGAUAUGCUCCGCAACAAAGUAGGAAGGAAGAGGAGAAGGAUAGGUUUUAUGAUGAUGUUUCUGACGAGAUUGGGCAAGCGGGGUUGAAUGAGUUUGUGGUGUUGUUGGGUGAUUUGAAUGGUCAUGUGGGGGCGGAUGCAGACGAAUAUGAAGGUGUACAUGGGGGAUGGGGAUAUGGUAUACGGAAUGAGGAAGGGCAUAGAGUGUUGGAGUUGGCGGAUGCACAUAGCAUGGUGGUGGGGAAUACUUGGUUCACAAGGGAACCAGCGCGAUUGAUUACUUAUAGGUCAGGGGAACAUAGAUCGAUGAUAGACUAUAUAUUGGUAAGGGCCAAACAUAGGAAGUAUGUGAAGAAUGUGAAGGCGAUACCUGGUAUGUUGCAGCAUAGUAUGGUUGUGAUGGAUGUGACAUCAAAAGAAAUGGAGAGGAGGAAGAAGGAUAAGAUGGACGGCUGGGUUAGCCGGGGGUCGGCAACCCGGAUGAACCUGCAGAAACUGCGGGAUUCGAACCCGGUCGUGGAAGUAGUAGACGAACACGCUAACCACUCGGCCACGAGACCCUGCAAGUGUUAA
Messenger RNA from Helobdella robusta, 891 nucleotides. RefSeq lists its product as hypothetical. Bases 1 to 891 code for a protein of 296 amino acids. Gene Ontology annotation, molecular function: catalytic activity. Gene Ontology annotation, biological process: chromatin remodeling. Gene Ontology annotation, cellular component: nucleus. The record is from RefSeq and is a predicted model, not a curated record. The transcript is spliced from 3 exons. Lineage: Eukaryota; Metazoa; Annelida; Clitellata; Rhynchobdellida; Glossiphoniidae.